AUGUUGACAACAUUGCUGUUGAAAGAAGAAUGUGGGUACGAUGAAGCUUUUAAUUACCGUAUAGAGACAGAUUAUGAUCCCGCAUUAACCAAACAUUUUCCGGAUGGAAUUGAUGUGUAUUUUGACAACGUUGGUGGUAAAAUGCUUGAGGCCGUUCUUAAUAAUUAUGCCAACUACGGAGCUCGUAUUGCGCUUUGUGGGAUGAUAUCCGAGUACAACAAGGUUUGGACAGAAAGGGGAGGAGUUAGAAAUUUAUUGAACAUGGUGGGUAAAGAAAUAAUGAUGAAAGGGUUUAUGGUAGGUUCCUAUUAUAAUCACUUUGAGGAAUUCAUAAAGGAGAUGGAAGUUCACUUGAGAGAGGGCAAAAUAAAGUCCAAGCACAAAAUCUACAAUAGUGUUGAUAGCUUCUUGGAGAGUUUAGCAUCUUUAUUUUCUAGCUCCAAUGUUGGAAAAGUAAUUCUUCAAGUUACUCCUUAA
This is a messenger RNA of Capsicum annuum, 477 nucleotides long. Its product is annotated as (+)-pulegone reductase-like. The transcript has 4 exons. NCBI's taxonomy places the organism in Eukaryota, Viridiplantae, Streptophyta, Magnoliopsida, Solanales, Solanaceae. The record is from RefSeq and is a predicted model, not a curated record. Gene Ontology annotation, molecular function: 2-alkenal reductase [NAD(P)H] activity. The coding region runs from base 1 to 477 and encodes 158 amino acids.